Messenger RNA from Eleginops maclovinus (Patagonian blennie), 1786 nucleotides. RefSeq names its product interactor of HORMAD1 protein 1. NCBI's taxonomy places the organism in Eukaryota, Metazoa, Chordata, Actinopteri, Perciformes, Eleginopidae. The transcript has 8 exons. The coding region runs from base 20 to 1441 and encodes 473 amino acids. Gene Ontology annotation, cellular component: condensed nuclear chromosome. Gene Ontology annotation, biological process: homologous chromosome pairing at meiosis; DNA recombination; meiotic DNA double-strand break formation. The record is from RefSeq and is a predicted model, not a curated record.
GGCCUGUCUGGAAGGCCACAUGGCGGGAGUUGCAAAUGUUCGCGAGCUUACAAUUGCACUGUCCUUAACGUUUCUUCUUCAUUGCGGUGAACUGUAUUCAAGCGCAAUGAAUCACAUCAGAAACAUAAAGGAAAAGCUGAGCAUACCAACUGGAAGCAGCAACAGAAAUGUGUCAACCAGCGGCUACUCCAGCUUCACAGACUCUCAGCUUUUCUCCGGGUCUCAAUUUUGGCUUGAAAAUUCUCAAAGCAUGUCUCAAGAAAUGAGUGUGUCGUCCAGGAACUCCCAACAUAGUUCACAGGAGGGAAGUGACCCAAAGUUUAUAAGCAGUUAUCACACCAAACCUUUCUUGUUCGGAGAUUUGAAGGACAAGAGCAAAGCUUUUGGAAUACUGGAUACAUUUGAAGAGGACAAGAAAAGAGCAAAAGAAAAAACUGACAGUGAUACUUUAGCCAAAGAAUAUAAACACUUUGGAGAAACUCUCAACAAUAUCCAACAACUGGUUGCUGGCACUGAGAAAAAUACUUCUGUGUGCCAAACGGUCCUUCAAAAAUUUGACAACUUUUCGUCAACAUUGCAAACUAAUAUCAACAGUCUUCAGAUUGAGAUUUCCCAGCAGUUUGCUGCUUUACUGAAUAAAGUGAACUCCCAGAAAGAGCUACUGACUGAACUGGAAGACAAGGUGCAAAAGACAGGCGACACCACGGUGGCAUUUGGUUCAAAUCUGCAAAGCUUAAAGGAUGGUAUGGGUUGUCUGAGAGAGGAGCGUGAGGGAGAGCGAAACAUUCUGGAAGAGGCUCUGAAGCUGCUCAGCACCUUAGUCUCAGAGCACUCAGCCAAACCCAGCUCUGAGAGGGUGACGGACAGUGCCAUCCAGACGUCACCAGAGCUGGAACGGUCUUUCUCCAACAUCCUGCAGGAGAACAAGCUUGAAGGCACCCAGCUAAUAUGCAAGUCAUACAACCUUGAGCACAGUCAGGCUGAAGUGCCCCCUCAGGGUCCCAGCCGCAUCGUAGGAAAGAGGAAAGUCACUCCGAGAGGCCAGAGGAGGCGCAGAAAGAGGCCGCUUGUGCUCUCACAGAGGAGUAAGGGCACCGUCACGAAUGAAAACAAUCAACCUCUCAUGAACUGGGAAAAAGGAGAAAAUGUUACAACUCGAUGUGAGAGUCGUGAUGCGAACAUGGUACCCAGACAGGACCAAGACAGGACCAUCUUGACCCGGAAUAGAAUACUGUCAAACAGGAAAUUGAGAUCCAUAGCUAAAGGGUGUUACAUCACCCCUCUCAGCUGCUGGUCUCAAGGGAGUAGCAGCUCGUUGUGCGUUGCAGGAAUCGAACCCAUCUUAGAGAGAGUGUGUGAGUCCAAAUCAGUGACCCCAGAGAAACCCGAAGGCCUCUGGCAGCUAUUUGAUACAGAUGGGUGUUUUGAUUCAGGCUUUUAGAGGAUGGGUAAAGGAUUAAGAAGCGGAGCAUUGGUGUUAUUUUCAGAGUAAAAGCCUGAGCUGUUUGUUCUAAUAAUCCUGACUUCAGACUUAUUAUACUAGUUGUAGAGUUUCUUAGUUUGUAGAAAAGGAACACAUUGAUAUGUUUUAUGGUCAAGAAGCUGUAGAGGGAUGUAAAAAGGAGGAUAAGUAAGUUUAGAAAAGGCUAUUCUACAAAUACACCUUUAAACCUCUUUCUGCUGAGAUAAUAUUUAUUUUAUUUAUAACUAAUUUAUUCUGUACUUAUACUUCUGAAUUGACAAUGUAAAUAAACAAACAACCUACUAUAUUUAAAUAAACAAAUGU